ACCUUCUUGUUCGUGGUUAUAACAAAAUCCCUUUAUCCUCUCCCACCAGCUCAGAGCUGGCAAAACUAAAUCCACAUAACAGUGUGAGAAAAUUUGGGCAAAAAUGGCGGCUUCCAUACUGGCUCUCACUUCAUCACUCUCUUCUCUCUCAUUUUCGUCUCACGUAGCUCAGAACCCUAGCGUCGUCUCGUUUCCCAAAUCCAGAUCAGUGUCGUGUGGAACCCUUACGCGUACCCCUCGGCCGAUCAUCGCCUCUGCCUCGGUAGCUCCCCCAGAAGCUCUGCAGUCUGCGGACCUAAAAAAAUACGUGAAAUCGAGGCUUCCCGGUGGCUUUGCAGCUCAGACGAUCAUCGGCACUGGUCGUCGGAAAUGCGCAAUCGCUCGCGUUGUACUUCAGGAGGGCACUGGAAAAAUCAUAAUAAAUUAUCGGGAUGCCAAGGAGUAUCUUCAAGGCAACCCACUGUGGCUGCAGUAUCUCAAAGUACCGUUGGGUACUUUAGGAUAUGAAAGUAGCUAUGAUGUCUUCGUGAAGGCUCACGGUGGUGGGCUUUCUGGUCAGGCUCAGGCUAUAUCCCUCGGCAUUGCUCGAGCACUGCUGAAGGUGAGUGAGGACCACAGAGUACCUCUGAGAAAGGAAGGGCUGCUGACCAGGGACUCCAGAGUGGUUGAAAGGAAGAAGGCGGGUCUCAAGAAAGCUCGCAAAGCUCCUCAGUUUUCCAAACGUUGAUCUGCCUGCAUUUUCUUUUGCUUUCUCAUGACCUUGUCUAGUCUAGUCAUGCAAAGAUCCUACUUUUGCAUAUUAGACUAAUUGGUUUUUGUAGUAAAUUACUAACAAGUUGCAUUUGGAUAUGCUGAUGUAGAUUUGAAGCAAGGAAUUUGGAUUUGAUUAUUUAAAAGAAAAAAAAGAAGUUGCAUUUGGCUA
This is a messenger RNA of Prunus avium (sweet cherry), 922 nucleotides long. It is a transcript of the gene RPS9, whose product is annotated as ribosomal protein S9. Gene Ontology annotation, biological process: translation. Lineage: Eukaryota; Viridiplantae; Streptophyta; Magnoliopsida; Rosales; Rosaceae. The record is from RefSeq and is a predicted model, not a curated record. Gene Ontology annotation, molecular function: RNA binding; structural constituent of ribosome. Gene Ontology annotation, cellular component: plastid small ribosomal subunit; ribosome.